AUGUCUGGAGUCGCUGACGCGAGCACGGCGACCACUUCCGCCGCCGCCGCCUCGUCCUCCUCCUCCACUGCACACGCACUCGCACAGUCAGCCAGCUCGUCUGCUGUCCCGGCGUCCACCUCCCAUACACCGAACAAUGGUGACGACGAAGACGACGAUGAGGAUGAAGACGAUGAUGACGACGACGACGACGACGCCUCGGCUCAGGCGGCGGGCUUAAACGCCAAGCAGCGCAAGAAGAAAAAGGCCAAAGCGGCGGCCAAGCUGCGCAAGAAGCUCGGCCUGGGCUCGUCGUCCAAGGGGCCAGCCGCCAAUUCGGACGAGAAGCUGCUGGCGUCCGGCAGCUCGCGCGACGGCAAGAUCUCGGACGAGGUGGUGAGCCAGGUGCAACAGGCCGUGCACCAGGAACACGGCUCUGCCGCCGCCAACGCCGUGACCAAGGCGAACCUGGCCAAGGUGAUGGCCAUGAUGAACCUCGAGCGCGAUGCCAUGCUCAAGUCGCAGGAGAGCAAGCAAAAGACGCAAAAGGCGAUCGCCGACCACAAGUUCUGGAAGACGCAGCCGGUGAUGAAGCCCACGGACGCGCCCGUCGUCGCGCCCGCCGAGGAAGGCAGCAUCGAGCCGAGCGUGGCGCCCGACCAGGUGCGCCAGCAGCCCUACCCGCUGCCCGCCGACUUUGCGUGGGUGCAGAUCGAUGUGGACGACCCCGCCGAGCUCAAGGAGGUGUACGACCUGCUCUCGGCCAACUACGUCGAGGACGACGAUGCGACGUUCCGCUUCGACUACAGCCCCGAGUUCCUGCACUGGGUGCUCAAGCAUCCGGGCUACCACAAGACGUGGCACAUUGGCGUGCGCGUCGUGUCGACCAACAAGCUGGUGGCGUUCAUCUCGGGCAUCCCGCACGAGCUGCGCGUGCGCGACAAGGCGUACCAGUCGACCGAGAUCAACUUUCUGUGCGUGCACAAGAAGCUGCGCUCAAAGCGGCUUGCGCCCGUGCUGAUCAAGGAGGUCACGCGACAGUGCCACCUCACCGGCGUGUUUCAUGCGAUCUACACGGUCGGGUCGGUGCUGCCGACGCCCGUGAGCUGCGCGCGCUACUACCACCGCACGCUCAACGCGCGCAAGCUCGCCGAGAUCGGAUUCAGCGCCGUGCCGCACAACAUGUCGAUGGACGCGCAUGUGAGGCGAUUCGAGCUGCCUGCCAAGGUGACGCUGCCCGGGCUGAGGGAGAUGGAGAAGCGCGAUGUGCCGGCGGUCGGCAGGCUGCUGCGCAGGUACAUGCGCAGGUUCGACAUGGCACCGCGCUUUUCCGACCACGAGGUGGAGCACAUCCUGCUGAGUGGGCGCGGGGUUUCGGGCACCACCACACCCAACGGCGGACGUCAGGGUCAAGUCACCUGGACGUACGUCGUCGAGACACCGCACGGCACCAUCAGCGACAUGUUUGCCUUCUACUCGCUGCCCUCGAGCAUCCUCGAUGACGAAAAGCACAAGACGCUCAAUGCCGCCUACCUCUUCUACUACGCCACCGACGUUGCCUUUGGCUCGCAGCCGGACUCGGCGACUUCGUCGAGCUCGCAGCCCACCUCGGAACGCGCACAGGCGCUGGUGGCCGGUCGGGCACCCUGGCAGUGCAACUCCCUCACCAACCUUACCUCCGCUGAGCUUGCCGACGAAGCGGGUGUGAUCGCGUGGGAUGCCGAAUCGACAUCGGUCAAGGCGGCGUUGAAGGCGCGACUCAACGAGCUGGUCAAUACGCUGCUGGUGCUCGCGCGCGACUUUGGCUUCGACGUGGUCAACUGCGUCACCGUCAUGGACAAUCCGCUCUUCCUGGCCGAGCAAAAGUUCGGACCGGGCGAUGGAUUCCUGCGCUUCUACCUGUUCAACUGGCGCACCAAGCCGAUUGCCGGUGGCAUGGGCGCCAGGCCGGGCGAGCAGGAGCUGGACCCCGUACAGGCGUAUGCAAAGUCGCUCGCCAAACGCGCCGCCACCGCCGACCCAUCCGCCAAGUCGAUCGCCGAAACGAUCGUUCGAAACGCUGCCAGAUUGCCCACCGAGAUCGGAUCUGGAAACGGCAUCGUGAUGGUCUAA
This is a messenger RNA of Moesziomyces antarcticus, 2091 nucleotides long. Its product is annotated as N-myristoyl transferase. Gene Ontology annotation, cellular component: cytoplasm. The transcript has a single exon. Gene Ontology annotation, biological process: N-terminal peptidyl-glycine N-myristoylation. Gene Ontology annotation, molecular function: glycylpeptide N-tetradecanoyltransferase activity. The record is from RefSeq and is a predicted model, not a curated record. Lineage: Eukaryota; Fungi; Basidiomycota; Ustilaginomycetes; Ustilaginales; Ustilaginaceae. Bases 1 to 2091 code for a protein of 696 amino acids.